CUGUCAGCAGAGCUAUCAAACCUUUUGCAGAGCCAGGACGCCCACCUGACUGGUUUUCCCAGAAGCACUGUGCAUCUCAGUAUUCAGAGCUCUUGGAGACUACGGAGACCCCCAAGAGAAAACGUGGUGAGAAGGGAGAAGUUGUGGAAACUGUGGAAGAUGUUAUUGUGCGGAAACUGACUGCAGAACGAGUUGAGGAACUGAAGAAAAUUAUUAAAGAAACACAGGAGAAAUACAGGCAACUCAAGAAAGAUGCAGAACUGAUCCAGGCCGGUCACAUGGAUGACAGACUGGAGGAGCUGUGCAAUGAGAUUAUGAUAAAGAAAAAAAUGGAGGAGGAGGAGGCAGAAGUCAAGAGAAAGGCUACAGAUGCUGCUUAUCAGGCCCGUCAGGCCAUUAAGAACCCGCCACGACGCCUGACGGGUGUGAUGGUUCGCUCCCCUGCAGGCUCAACCUCCCCUGGGGGAGACUAUGCUCUGGGAGAUCUGUCACAGCCCGCUGUGGAUGAGGCCAGUCCAGGGGUCACUCCAGGGACAUUGCCCAGCACCCCAGUUGCCUCCUUCAUUGGAAUCCCUGACACCCCUCCAGGCUCUGCUCCCCUGGAUGCCCCCAUGACCCCAGUCACUGAUGAUUCACCCCAGAAAAAGAUGCUAGGACAAAAAGCAACUCCUCCUCCUUCCCCUCUGCUCUCAGAGCUGCUGAAGAAGGGCAGUCUCCUGCCCACAAGCCCCAGGCUGGUCGGUGAAAAUGAAAUGGCAGUGGCUUCUGGUCACAUGAACAGCUCAGGAGUCCUGCUGGAGGUAGGAAGUGUCCUUCCAGUGCUGCACAGUGGGGAAAUGCAGUCGGCACCUGGUGCUGUCCCUGCAUCUCCUGCUGCUUCAGAGCCUGUGUCCCAGGCAACCAUUGUCAUGAUGCCCACGCUGUCAGCACCAUCCGUUGUGCCACCAGCUGCAGCUCCAGAAAGCGUAGCCACAGUGAGCCAGCCAGAAGCCUGUGUUUCCAUAGAGGCAGUAUCUGAUUCCCAUACUGUGACAGUGUCCAUGGACAGCAGUGAAAUAUCCAUGAUCAUUGAUUCCAUCAAGAAAGAAUGCCUGGGUUCUGGGGCUGGCAGCACUGCAGGGUCUUCCAAAGAUCACUGCAUGGACGGGAAAGAAGACCUGGAUUUAGCUGAGAAAAUGGAUAUCGCAGUGUCCUAUACAGGGGAAGAGCUGGACUUCGAUACCGUUGGAAAUAUUAUAGCCAUCAUUGAGGACAAGGUAGAUGACCACCCUGAAGUCCUGGAUGCAGCAGUUGUUGAAGCAGCUCUGUCUUCUUUCUGUGAAGAUACCGAUGACCCUCAGACCCUGCCUGGCCCGUGGGAGCACUCAAUUCGUCAGGAGCAUGAGAAACAGGCCCAGAUACCCCAAGUGUCUGUGACUGUGAAGCAGGAAAGACUGGAGUGUGAGGAACCAGAGGCAAAGGGAAUUCGAGACCUAAUGGGCAUUGGCGAGCUGGGAUCAGAAAUAAAGACAGAACCUGCAGAGCAGGAACAGAGUCAGCUGGACCCUGAGGAAACCAUACCAGCAACUGCACGAGUGACAGAAACACCAGAGCUUAGAAGUCAAGAGAUAGAAGAGGAUCAAAGAGCAACUGUAGCAGCAGGAGAGACUUCUGAAAUCGAGAUAGAAUCGUCCAAGGGAGAAGAUGCAGUGCACAAUACAGUGAAGACAGAGACCCCACCUGAUGAUGAUUCAUCCCCUCCACAAGUCCCAAAUGUGAGUGAAGACUCCUCACAGGCUGAUGUUCAGCACAAAUUUGAGCUGUCAGAGUCAAUGAAGGAGGAGGCCCAAGCCCUGUUUAGGAGUCAGAUGAAGGAUGGGCAGGGAGAAGAGGAUGAUGAGGAUGGUGCCAGUGAGGCUGCCAGUUUGGAGGAACCCAAAGAAGAAGACCAGGGUGAGGGGUAUCUGUCAGAGAUGGAUAACGAACCCCCAGUGAGCGAGAGCGAUGACGGCUUCAGUGUCCACAACGCGCCGUUACAGUCUCACGCGCUGGCUGACUCCAUCCCCAGCAGCCCAGCCUCCUCCCAGUUCUCAGUGUGCAGCGAGGACCAGGAAGCAAUACAGGCCCAGAAGAUCUGGAAGAAAGCUAUCAUGCUGGUUUGGAGAGCAGCAGCUAAUCACAGGUAUGCCAAUGUCUUCCUUCAGCCUGUAACUGAUGAUAUAGCACCAGGCUACCACAGUAUUGUGCAGAGGCCAAUGGAUUUAUCUACCAUCAAAAAGAACAUUGAGAACGGGCUGAUACGAACCACGGCUGAGUUCCAGCGCGAUAUUAUGCUGAUGUUUCAAAACGCAGUUAUGUACAACAGCUCUGACCAUGAUGUGUACCACAUGGCUGUGGAGAUGCAGCGAGAUGUCCUGGAGCAGAUCCAGCAAUUUCUGGCCACACAACUGAUCAUGCAAACAUCGGAGUCAGGGAUCAGUGCAAAGAGCCUUCGUGGGCGAGACUCCACUCGCAAGCAGGAUGCUUCAGAGAAGGAUGGAGGCACCAGAGGGCGUCGCUGUGCCAUUGAGGCAGACAUGAAGAUGAAGAAAUGAUGCUGCAGGCAGACAGAAAACCCAAUCCAGAGCUGGAGUGCAAGCAAGAUACUGGUAACAGCUGUUGGAGGAGGAAGAAAAGCUUCAGGUCCAUUUCUGGGACCUGUUCCACCUUCUUCACUUGCCCCUCUGGAAAGCAGUGUCUCAUUGGAAUGUGUAACCCAAAGAAACUUCCCUGGACGGGAAGACUAGCCCCCCUGCCUGUUUUAGGGCAGUCGUCUUGGGCUUCAUCAGUGUUCUGGUGUUAGCUAGCAACUGGUGGCUCGUAUGUACUGUAAUGUGAAGUGUACAGAUUUUUACUAGUGACGUGUAAAUGUGUAUGUAUAUUAAAAUUGGG
Molecule: messenger RNA, 2910 nt
Organism: Merops nubicus (carmine bee-eater)
Lineage: Eukaryota; Metazoa; Chordata; Aves; Coraciiformes; Meropidae
Gene: BRD8
Product: bromodomain containing 8
Exons: 19
Coding region: 279-2573 (764 amino acids)
Cellular component (GO): NuA4 histone acetyltransferase complex
Molecular function (GO): protein binding
Source: RefSeq, a predicted model, not a curated record